Dermacentor albipictus is the source of this 1690-nucleotide messenger RNA. RefSeq lists its product as uncharacterized. The record is from RefSeq and is a predicted model, not a curated record. Lineage: Eukaryota; Metazoa; Arthropoda; Arachnida; Ixodida; Ixodidae.
ACACUGCCAUUCGGCCGCUGGCCUGUAUGGCAGUGUCCGCUCCUGUCAAAUUCGUUUCUCUAUACGGCGCGAGCAUGAGCGAAGACGAAGAAGAAAGAAGUGACUGGCAAGACUGGGGGCUGCAUAAGCAAGCAAGCAAGCAAGGCUGCACAAACCCUUCGGACGCAUCUUUCAAGAAAACGAAACACUCGAUGGCCAAGCCUUCCCUAAGGGCCAUGGCCAGGCUUCCGAAAGGCUGCCGGCCGCACAGGAAUCGGCGAGCGCAUCGCACCAAGCGAACAUCUCUUCCUGGUGGAGGGUCGAGUCGAAAGUGGUCAUGUGAUGACUGCAUCCCCAUGGAGCAAGAUCAGUCUUUUCUUUCGCAGUACAAGAUCAAUCGGGCCUUCAUCCAGUUCUCCUCCCUGUCACUGUUGGUGCUGUCCGUGUCCGUCAUCGUGUACUUACUCAGUGCACAAGGUGCACAACAAGCCAAGAAUUCUACUGUGACAGCCGUGACGGGUGAGCUAGUUCUCUGUAUCGACCCCUGCCACGGCGCCUCGCGAGACGCGGCGCUAGUUCGGCGAGGACCGCCAGGUUCAACCGACGCCAAGGACGUGCUCGCCGCGAUGUCCCGCCUGCCCAGAAUACUCUCGUUCCCGCGAGAGUGCCGCCAGUGGCCCCUGCAACCGUUCGAGGGCCCCUUCGUCGCGCUGGUCUCCACGCGCCCUCAGAACGCCGGCCGGCGGGACUUCAUCCGCAUGCGCUUGGCGGCGCCGUCCCUCCACCCGCCCGGAUCGUUCCGGCUCAUAUUCUUCGUGGUGGAGCCAAAGCCCGGAGUCAACAGUAGCUGGUCUCUCAGGAAGGCGCUGCUGCACGAAUCGGACAAGCACCAGGACAUGUCGAUCGAGGGAUACGCUCUGUCUUCGAUGCGUGCCAUGAUACUGGAGUGGGCGCCCGAGUUCGCCGUCGCCCCGCGUCUGGUGCUGUGGGCGCGCGACGACGCGCAGUUCGAUGCUCGAGCUCUUCUGGCCAGGAUGAAACGCCUCGCCCAGACUCCGGGUGACGUCUUCGGUCGCGUAUCUGCGUCUGCCAACCUCGACGCCGCAAUGAAUAAGGGCGCAAAUAAGAGAAGCUCUCCGUGGCACCGGCUUGAGCAGUGCGCCUACUUCCUCAAGAUGGCGGCCCUAGUUCGGCUGAGCAGCGUCUACGAAGACGUUCCUCGCGGAUUGGACGGAAGCGAUGAAUUCGAACUUGUGACGCCGUCUCUCGCCGCUCGUGCGAACCUGAGCCUUGUGGCUAUCGACGGCCCCUCCCCCUGCCUGCCUCCCGGAAGAACUGUCCAGCCGACGUCGAGCCAGACGAGCAAGCGUGUAUCGUCUGUUGGACGAUUCCUUGCGAGCCAUUGAUGACCCGAACGCAAACUGAGUUUUUACCUCAGACACUAACUGCUUCACGAUGGCGUUCUUAAGUCAAAAACGGAAUUAAGAUUUCACACUUCCAAACAACGGAAAACAACCUUCAAAGCCAGAAAGUUUGAAAUUGUUACAGUACGGUUUGUUCACGGCUACACUAUACGGGCGAAGCUCUUAAUAUUCGAUUUUCUAGAAUCAGAAUGGCUAAAUGAGAUGCGUGAAGGAUUUCUUUCCCUAAAACUACCUUAAAUUAUUCGUAUUAAAUAAUAAUGUGUUGCGAGGCUCAAUUCACAGUCUUA